Messenger RNA from Drosophila rhopaloa, 469 nucleotides. It is a transcript of the gene sloth1, whose product is annotated as small integral membrane protein 4. NCBI's taxonomy places the organism in Eukaryota, Metazoa, Arthropoda, Insecta, Diptera, Drosophilidae. The record is from RefSeq and is a predicted model, not a curated record. Bases 196 to 438 code for a protein of 80 amino acids. The transcript has 3 exons.
CAUCACUAAGCGCGCGUCCAUUUCACAUCUCUAAAAAAACAGCUGAUUGCUGAGGUACGAAUUGAAUUGGAACCUGAGAUCUAGUGGACUAACGUACACAUAUGACGGAGUCAUAAUAUACACACGGCAACCUAGAAUUUCGCCUGAAAAAGGGCGGAAAAGACACGAAAUUAUAUAAUCGCCGGUUGUAAACACAUGAGUCCGUACAGCGGCUCCUCCGUGCGUCGCCUGCUGGACAGUUGGCCCGGAAAGAAGCGCUUCGGUGUGUACCGCUUCCUGCCGCUAUUCUUCCUGCUUGGCGCCGGCCUGGAGUUCUCCAUGAUCAAGUGGACAGUGGGCGAGACCAAUUUCUAUCGCACAUUUAAGCGUCGCCAGGCCAAGAACUACGUGGAAGAGCAGCAGAUUUUGCAGGCGAGGUCGAGCAACAGCACAAACUAAAGACAAAAUGCCCGCCGGAGUGUCCUGGGGC